UCCUCUUUGCAUGUGUGUGUCUCUCUCUUUGUGUGCGUGUCGCUCUUUGGGGUGUGAUGCCAGUGUCAGCACGCUCCUUUCCAAGUGCUGUGCCUCAUUGUGCGCCUCUUGUGUGUGUGUGUUUCCUGGUGAGCAUGACCCACACAAAGACAGGCUUGUGCGAGGCCAGUUGUGUGUGCGCACAUUGUUUGUGUGGUUUUUUUGCACAGCGAUGAGGAAGGGACUCCGGAAUCUGGUCCGUCCUGUUUUUGGGGAAGUCCUGAAGGGUGCGGAAGGGGAGGAAUUUGGCAAAGCGGAAGGAGGAGACGAGUGAGCGAGAGAACGAGAGAGACACCGAAAGAAAAACAAGAGACAGACAGAGAGAGAGAGCGAGAGAGAGGGAGGAAGAAACCAGGAGAAUGGGGUGCAUUUGACCUCAUUUUUCCAUCAUCAUUCACCCCAAACUUUCCUUCCAACUAUUUGGCAAAGUCAGAAGAGCGACUGAACGAGAGAGGCACCGAAAGAAAGACAAGAGAGUGAGAGAGAAAGAAAAGAAGGAAGAAAGAAGAGGAAAUAACAAGGAUGCAUUUCAUUGGGGAAAUGCCUAAAUCCUGACCCCAUUUCUCCACCUUCUUUCACCUCAAACGUUACUUCCAAGAAUUCGGAAGAGCGGAAGAGCGACAAAGCUAGACGUCAACGGCAGAAGAAAGACACGAGAAAGAGAACGAAAAGAAGAAAGAGGCAGAAAUCACAAGGACGGGGUGCAUUUCGGACUCCUCUGUAUCCUCAUCCAAAUUUGGCAAAGCAGGAGAGCGACAGAACGAGAAAAAGGCACCAAAAGAAGAGAGAGAAGAACAGAAAAAGAGAGAAGACGAUCAAUCAUGGGUCACCUUUGUCCCCAUUUCUCCAUCAUCCUUCACUCCAGACUUGCCUUCUGAGAGCAAGAAGAGUGAGAAAACGAGGCAGGCACUGAAAGAAAGACAAGAGAGAGAGAGAGAAAGGAAGGAAGGAAGGAAAGAAGGAAGGAAGGAAGGAAGGAAGGAAGGAAGGAAGGAAGGAAGGAAGGAAGGAAGGAAGGAAGGAAGGUAGGAAGGAAGGAAGGAAGGAAGGAAGGAAGGAAGGAAGGAAGGAAUGAAGGAGAGGAAAUAAUGAGGAUGGGGGUUCAUUUGUGUCACCCUUAAAUCUUAACCUCCAUCAUCUUUUACCCCAAACAUUCCUUCCAAGAAUUUGGAAAAGCGGAAGAGCGACAGAACGAGAGAGACACUAAAAGAAAAGACGAGAAAGCAAGAAAGAAGGAAAGGGGGGGACAAAAGGAUGGGGUGGGAGCGUACUUUGGGGCUGUCCCCUAAUACCGACCCUCUCCCUUGACCCCUUUGGAGGUGUGUCCUUACUAUUUGGGGUGUGACCCCAAUGAAGGUCUUCCUGCGCUUGGGGGGCUGCCUGGAGCCGGGUGGGCCUUCUUCUUCUUCCUCUUCCGGAGGGGGCUUCCUCACUCGGACCCGGUGGUACUGCCUCCCUGCCAAGGCUCCUGUGACAUCGUGGGAGGAAGCGGAGGACGGGGUGAUCUAUACGGUCAGUUCGCGGCCGGCGCCGGGCACCAGGGGCGAGGAGGAGGCCGCCGCCGUCUCGGGUCUUCCCCCGGAGGGAGUCCCGCCACCCCAAGUGUCCCGGUGCCUGAAGGCCGGGACGCUACCUGCGCUGGUGCGCCACCUGCUAGAGGCCCCUUCCGCGGGCGACCUGGGCUUCGUGCCCUCCUUCCUGGGCACCUUCCGCACCUUCGCCACCCCCCAAGAGGUGCUGGGGCUCCUCCUCCACAGGCUAGAGGAAGUGACCGGUGCCGCUUCGGGUUCAAAUGGCCUUCCCCCAGAAACAGCAGCAGAUGCCAAGCUCCAGCGCUCCCUGGGCUCCCUGCUCUGCUCCUGGCUGGAGGGCUUCCCGGAGGACUUUGCCCGCCUGGGGCCCACCUUGCAGGGCCGGCUUCUCUCCUGGCUGCGCUGGGCCCUGGGGAGGGGCUCCGGCCCCGAGAAGACCCUGCUCCUCCUCCUGGCCUCUGAGGGGCCCAACGAGGGGCCUCCGCUUGCAGGGACCCCCCGGGACCCCACGAUGACCCCGACGAGGGAGGACGGCGCAGGGGAGGAGGGGGACUCCCGGGAGCCGGACCCCCACUUCAUCCUGGGACUGCAGGCCGAGGACGUGGCCGCCCACCUCACCGCCACCGACGCCGCGCUCUUCCUGGGCCUGGUCCCGCAGGAGUGCCUGGGCUCGCUGUGGUCGCGCCGGGACAAGAAGGGCCACGAGGGGGUCUGCCCCUCCGUCCGGGCCACGGUGGCCCAGUUCAACCGCGUGGCCACGGCCGUGGUCUUCUCCUGCCUGGCCGACACCGCCCUGAGGGCCACCCAGCGCGCUCGGCUCCUCGAGAAGUGGAUCCGCGUGGCCGAGGAGUGCUUCCUCCUCCGGAACUUCUCCUCUCUCUACGCCGUGGUCUCCGCUCUCCAUUCGACUCCCAUCCAUCGGCUCAAGAGGACGUGGGAGGAGACCUCCAGGGACUGCCUCCGCUGCUACGAGGAGCUGAGUGCCGUCUGCUCCGAGGAGGACAACUACAGCCAAAGCCGGAGGCUCCUCUUCCAGGAAGGGCCCCCUCGAGGAUCCCCCGGGAUGGAGCCCACCCUCCGGCGGCACCAUCACCACCAUCACCACCGGCGGUCCCUGGAGCAACGCCCCACGGGGGUGGUCCCUUACCUGGGCACAUUCCUGAAGGACCUGGUGAUGCUGGACGCAGCCGCAAAGAACCGCCUAAAGAACGGCUACAUCAACUUUGAGAAGCACCGGAAGGAGUUUGAGAUCAUGACCCAGCUGCGCCUCCUGCAAGCCAACUGCCGUAACUACGCCCUGAGCCCGGACCCUUCUCUCCAGAGGUGGUUCCAGCGCCUGCCCAGCCUCAGCGAGACCCAAAGCUACCAGCUCUCCUGCGCCAUCGAGCCACCGGUGGAAGGAGGGACCCCCGCCAAGGCCGGGAAGCCCACCCUGGUCAUCACCCACUGCACCGACCUCCUCACCUCCCUCAGCAUGAGCACCCUCGUCCCCUGGGACCGGUCCUGCUCCUCGAACCCACCUCCAGACCUGCUUCUGCCUCCCACGUCGCCUGACCGGGGACAAACACGCCACAACCAGCACACCAAGUGGCCCUCGGUCUCCGCCUUGGACUCGGCCCCCGACAGCACCGCCCCACCUUCCCCAGGGGGACUGGCCCCUCCUCCGCCCCAAGGGGGGACCUUCGUCAAGGGCCACCGCCGCUCCGCUUCCUGUGGGUCGGCCUACCCUGCGGGACAGGCAAUGGGGGGCGCUUCCGCUUCCGAGUGCCGCAUCAUCCGCGUCAGCAUGGCCCUGCAGGACGGCACCCUCUACAAGAGCAUCCUGGUCACCAGCCAAGACAAGGCCCCAGUUGUGAUUGCGAAGGCGCUGGAGAAGCACAACCAGGACCGUGGCUUGGCCCCCCAGUACCAACUGGUGCAGCUCCUCCCGGGCGGAAAAGAGCUGGCCUUCCCUCCGACGGCCAACGUCUUCUACGCCAUGAACGGCACCUGCCAGGACUUCAUGCUCCGGGCGAAAGGGGCGCAAGACAAGGCUCUCCCGCCGCCUCCUGUGCCGCUGCCGCCGCCUCCCCCUCCUCCGCCCCCCAGGAGCCCCACCCCCAGGCGCAUGGAAAUCAGCGCCACCUUCCCAAAGAUCAAGGCCACCGGGCGCAAGAUUGCCAGAGCACUCUUCUGACCCAACUGGAAGCCGGGACCCACUUCUAACGGGCAAAAGCAGGCUCCGCCGAGAAAGAAGCGGACUAUGCCGACGCCGGAGGAAUAUCGAGGAACCAGGCGCAUUUGGGAUUCAGAGCCAGGGACAUUCAAAUUCCGUUUGCGGCGCCUGCUAUGCACUUCCUCUCGGCGCCACUACUGACUUCCUCUCUGCUUUUGCAUGGCCCCGUGCCUUAACGGAGUGACAGUCUGCACUGUACCGGCCGAAUGAAGGCGCUGCCCGAGGACCUCGCUUCCUGCUGACGGGAAGCGCCGUCGCAGUUGUUUACGGAAGCGGCCGCCUUGCUCACAAUCUUUAAGCGUGGGCAUUUCUUUUUGCAAAGCCAGAGUGAUCAUGAGCAGCCAUCCUUUUUGCCUUUGUAGCUAAUGCAAUACCAAAACUGGAUCGGAAGGGGAUGGGAGCCUUUUCUCAGGGAGUCUCAGCCAAAGUCCUUACGCCAAACUCAGCCUCAGCUUUUCUUUGCUCCUUGGUGCAAUUACACACUAUUUUUGUAAUUAAAUAAAAGACACUACUUACGAGG
Anolis sagrei ordinatus is the source of this 4306-nucleotide messenger RNA. The record is from RefSeq and is a predicted model, not a curated record. Lineage: Eukaryota; Metazoa; Chordata; Lepidosauria; Squamata; Anolidae.